This is a messenger RNA of Triticum turgidum subsp. durum (durum wheat), 585 nucleotides long. Lineage: Eukaryota; Viridiplantae; Streptophyta; Magnoliopsida; Poales; Poaceae. The record is from the annotation of a GenBank genome assembly.
AUGGCCAGGAUCUUGAACGCAAAGCACUUCCGGAGGUUAAGCAACUUUUUGGAUGAUGAUAGGGUGGCAUGUUCAGUGGUGCACGGGGGAUCAGUAAACGAAAAGACCUUGACAAUUGAACCCACCAUACUGUUAAACCCUCCACUCGAUUCUGACAUCAUGACUGAGGAGAUAUUCGGCCCACUGCUCCCUAUCAUCACGGUAAAGAUCGAAGAUACUAUUAAGUUUGUCACAUCAAUGCCAAAACCAUUGGCAAUCUAUGCUUUCACCAAAAACGAGAAGCUAAAACACCGGAUUAUAGAUGAAACAUCAUCUGGAAGUAUCACAUUCAACGACGCAAUUGUGCAGUACGCAGUAGAAGGCCUCCCGUUCGGUGGCGUUGGGCAAAGCGGGUUUGGACAGUACCAUGGCAAAUACAGCUUUGAGCUUUUCAGUAACAAAAAGGCAGUGUUCAAGAGAAGCUUCCUAAUCGAGUUCAUGUUCAGAUACCCGCCAUGGGACGACAGUAAAAUCAGGAUGUUGAGACAUGUUUUCAACACGAACUACAUACUUCUACUCCUUGGACUGCUCGGCCUGAGGAGAUGA